AUGGCUCCCCUCAAGAGAAAGGGCAAUGGCCCCGAAGAGCCAGACUCUCGACAGCCACAGAAAAGAGUGAAGGUCACAGAUGGUGGGCAGCGCAAGGGUGCAAAGGGAGGGAAAAAGUCUCAGCCGGAGGAUUCAAGGGAUUCUCCGGAUCUACCUUCCAAGGCUCCGGCAGUUUCAGUUUUGCGAGAGGAGGAACCUGUGUUCCCUCGUGGUGGGGGGAACAUUUUAACCCCUCUCGAGCGAAAACAAAUCCAGAUUCAGGCAACUCGCGAUGUUCUUUUCGAGCAGAACGGAGCCGCUGGAGAACAAGAUGAUAAUAUGGAUGAAGCGGACGGAGGGCACAAGAAAUCUGGUAAAGCAUCUGGGGUUAAGUUCAAGAAAGUGAAGUCCAAGGCCAAGAAACAAGCAGCUUCUGAAGAUCCCACAAAGCAAGCUGUGCGCAUCGAAGGACUCAACUUCAAGCGCAUUGUUAUAGGCUCCAAGGUCCUUGGCCAAGUCUCUAGCAUCAAUGCCCAUGACAUUGGCCUGUCGCUGCCAAAUAAUUUAACUGGCUACGUUCCGCUCACUUCAAUCUCAAAAACAUUCCAGCAGAAAAUCGAGAAGCUCCUAAACAGCAACGAAGAUGAGAAUGAAGGAUCUGACGAUGGUGGCAGUGACGACGAGGAGGAUUUGGACUUGAAAUCGUAUUUUAAGCUUGGCCAGUACCUUCGAGCGUCCGUUACCGCGACAGAGAGCGAGACGAAAAAUCCUCAAACCAAGGGAAAAAAGCACAUCCAACUUUCAGUGGAUCCUCGAGAUGCCAAUUCUGGACUUUCUAAAUCUGAUAUGGUUGUCAAUACCACUGUGCAGGCGUCUGUGGUGAGUGUGGAGGAUCAUGGUCUGGUGAUGGACCUGGGCUUGGAUGACGGCCAAACGAAAGGGUUCAUGUCUUCGAAGGAAAUCCCCCCCGAUCUUGAGGUUUCUCAGAUAAAGGAAGGCUCGGUUUUUCUCUGUGUGGUUACCGGACACAAUGCGAAUGGCAGCGUCGUGAAGCUAUCUGCAAAUCUCCCAGCUGCUGGCUCCAUCAAAAAAUCACACUAUUUAACUUCCGCACCAACUAUUAAUUCCUUCCUCCCCGGAACCGCCGCAGAGAUUCUUUUAAAUGAAGUAACGUCGACGGGUAUGGCAGGCAAGAUCAUGGGAAUGCUAGACGCAGUCGUUGACCUAGUUCAGUCCGGUUCGACUACUGGAACAGAAGAUCUCACCACCAAAUAUCACGUUGGUGCAAAGAUUAAAGGGCGACUCAUCUGCACAUUUCCCACUGUCGAACCUUUGAAACUCGGGUUUUCCAUUCUCGAGCACGUUGUCAAGUUUUCUCCAACUGUUCUUGACCAAUAUUCCACCUCUGAGGAUAUCCCGGCCGUAUCCGCCAUCGUACCUGAAGCAAAAGUCACUAAAGUUGAACCCGGCUUGGGUGUCUACGUCCAAUUUAACAACAAGCUCUAUGGUUUUGUCCAUAUUUCCAGACUCUCGGAUGACAAGGUCGACAGUAUAUCUGCGACUAAAGGGCCCUACAAAGUUGACUCUACGCACGAGGCAAGAAUAGUUGGUUUCAGUGCUUUGGACAAUCUAUACCUUCUAUCCUUCGAAAGGAAAGUAAUUGACCAGCCUUUCCUUCGUCUUGAAGAUGUGGCAGUCGGCGCCGUUGUCAAAGGAAAGAUUGAGAAACUGUUAACUGGGCCUGAUGGUAUUGAUGGUCUUAUUGUUUCUCUUGCAGAUGGUAUUUCUGGUUUGGUUCCCAGAAUGCACCUGUCGGAUACUAAAUUACAGCACCCAGAAAGGAAGUUUCGCGAAGGAGCACAGGUUUCUGCUAGGAUCCUUUCCGUCAAUCUGGAGAAACGCCAGCUGCGACUUACUUUGAAAAAGUCAUUGCUGAAUAGCGAAUCUCCAGCUUGGAAAGAGUAUGGCGACAUUCUUCCAGGGAAUCAAUCACCGGGAACAAUUAUCAGCAUCCAUCCUCAUGGGGCAAUUGUUCAGUUUUAUGGGGAAGUCCGCGGUUUUCUCCCGGUCUCAGAAAUGAGCGAAGCAUACAUCAAAGACCCAUCUCAGCAUUUCAUCGUCGGGCAAGUUGUGAAUGUGCAUGCACUGACUGUUCACGCAGAGUUGAGAAAGUUGGUAGUCUCCUGCAAGGACCCGUCGACAUCCACAGAAACUUACAAAAAUGCGUUUGAGAAUAUCCAACCUGGAGAUCUUGUUUCUUGCACCGUCUUUGAAAAAUCAAAGGAAGAUAUACUCCUGAGACUGGAAGGUUCUGGGUUGGUCGCGAGGUUAAAUGCAGAACAUGUCACCGAUGGGCAAUCUUCUAAAAAUGGGAGUGCACUUGCUUGCAUCAGGGUCGGCCAGAAACUCCACGACCUUGUAAUUCUCAGUAUGCAGAAGGUUCACAGGCUUAUCAAGGUUUCUAAUAAGCCUAGCCUCAAGCAAGCCCGUCAACGAGGUGAAUUACCUGCCAAAUUUGAAGAUCUUCAGGAAGGAUUGAAGGUCACCGGGUUUGUAAAGAACAUUAUCGCAGAUGGCUUGUUUGUGGAAUUCCUGAGAGGGCUCACUGGAUUUCUUCCAAAGCGGCUCAUGGACGAUGACCAUGUCGCAAAACCCAAUUUCGGAUAUACCCUAUCUCAAACAAUCUCCUCAUUUGUACAUUCUAUCGAAGACGACCGCCAAAGAUUCAUUUUAUCGUUGAAGGAAAACCAAACUAGCAAGCAACAUGUGUCUGAUAAUGCACGUCCCGCCAGCAAUGCCAAUCAGUCAUCCAUCAACCCUGUUGAUGGGGAUAUCAAAUCUUUUGACGACCUGACUUUUGGCAGAAUUACCAAGGCCAAGAUCGUUUCUGUUAAAGAAACUCAGAUAAAUGUGCAGCUUGCCGACAAUAUUCAAGGCCGUAUCGAUGUAUCAGAAAUAUUUGAUGAAUGGGACGCUAUCAAAGACCGUAAACAGCCAUUGCGGUAUUUUAAGCCCAAACAGAUAAUUCCUGUUCGAAUCGUUGGCAUCCACGAUGCUCGCAGUCACAAAUUUUUGCCUAUCAGCCAUCGCAGUGGGAAAUACCCUGUUUACGAGCUUUCAGCAAAACCCAGCUCCCUAGAAUCAAAUGACAUUGAACUUCUAAGCCUUGAUAAAGUCGAAAUUGGAUCUUCAUGGCUAGGGUUCAUCAAUAAUAUCGGUGACGAUUGUCUAUGGGUAAAUAUCUCCCCGAAUGUGCGUGGAAGGCUUCGAAUCACCGACGUUUCAGACGACUUGUCACUUGUGGGGGAUGUAACGAAAAAUUUCCCUGUUGGGUCCGCAAUUAAGGUCCAUGUUACAGGCGUUAAUGUGGAUAAGAAUCGGCUUGACCUUUCUGCAAAACAUGGAGACCCUCCCAACAAGAGGACAAUAUCGGAUUUCUCGAAGGGUGAAAUUUUACUUGGACGAGUUACUAAAGUCAGUGAACGCCAGGUCCUUGUGCAGCUAAGCGACACAACAGUUGGUGCUAUCAAUUUGAUAGACAUGGCCGAUGACUAUACGAAAGUGAUUCCGGCUAAUUUUCACAAAAACGAGGUUCUUCGUGUUUGUAUUUUGGACGUUGACGUCCCUAACAAGAAGAUUCUGCUUUCUGUUCGACCUUCCAGGGUCCUUAGCUCAUCGUUACCCAUUGAAGAUCCGGAAAUAAAAUCGAUUAGCCAACUUAAGGUUAAUGACAUUGUUCGUGGAUUUGUCCGCAGAGUUGCAAAUAAUGGCCUUUUUGUUACUCUAGGUCACGAAGUUACAGCCUAUGUCCGAAUAUCGGAUCUUUCAGAUUCUUAUCUAAAAGAGUGGCAGCCUGAGUUCCAAGUCGACCAACUCGUUCGUGGAAGAAUAAUUUUUGUGGAUGCUGAAGCCAAUAAACUCCAGAUGAGUUUGAAGGAGUCGGUUCUUGAACCGAACUAUAAGGCGCCCAUCACGAUCAGGGACUUAAAUCGCGGACAGAUUGUAACCGGAAGAGUCCGCAGCGUCGAAGAAUUUGGAGCUUUCAUUGUGAUCGAUGGAACCGCUAAUCUUAGUGGACUCUGCCAUCGCACGGAGAUGGCGGAGCAAAAAGUGGAAGAUGCUCGAAAGCUCUUUGAGAAGGGUGACAUAGUCAAGGCUAAAAUUGUCAAGAUCGACCACGACAAGGAACGAAUAUCUUUGGGGCUGAAGGCCUCUUAUUUCAAAGAAAGCGAUGACAAAUCGGAUGGUGAAAACAGCGAAUAUGGGAAUGAACAAAGUGAUAGUGAAAGCGAGGAUGAUGGUGAAAUUGAGCUUGAAUUAGAAUCCGAUGAUGACGUUUCAAUGGGUGGAGUCGACUUGGGUGGUGGUGACGGUAGCGAGAGUAAUGUCAGCGACGAGGAUGUGCAGAUGGCAGGGACCGAAGAUACAGGUGUAACUGGAGGCUUGGUAACAUCUGGGUUUGACUGGAAUGGGAGUGGAACUACCGUCGUUGAUGAGGCCAAUGAUUCCUGUUCCAGCUCCGAUGGCCAAGCGGUUCCGAAGAAGAAGAAACGCCGGAAACCUGAGAUCCAGGUUGAUAGAACUGGUGAUCUUGACGCUCACGGUCCGCAAUCUAUAGCCGACUACGAGCGUUUAUUGCUAGGCGAACCCGAUUCGAGUUUGCUCUGGCUGAAAUACAUGGCCUUCCAACUUGAACUUAGUGAGGUGGAUAAGGCUCGUGAGAUUGCGGAACGAGCUCUUCGAUCAAUAAGGAUCGGCCAAGAUGCUGAAAAAUUCAAUAUCUGGAUCGCAAUGCUCAACCUAGAGAAUAUCUUUGGAAAUGACGACUCUCUUGAGGAUGUUUUCAAGCGCGCUUGUCAGUACAAUGACCCUCAAGAGAUCCAUGAGCGGAUGACUAGUAUAUACAUCCAGUCCGGGAAGAAUGAGAAAGCCGACGAGCUCUUCCAAACAACCCUCAAGAAAAAAUUCACCCAAUCGCCAAAUAUCUACAUCAACUAUGCCACCUUCCUCUUCGACACACUGUCUGACCCCCAACGAGGACGCGCACUUCUCCCGCGUGCUAUCCAAUCACUCCCAGCCCACACCCACGUCGACAUCACAUCCAAAUUCGGCCAGCUGGAAUUCCGAUCUCCAAAUGGAGACAUUGAACGUGGCCGAACGGUAUUCGAAGCUCUUCUCUCCUCGUUUCCCAAGCGUGUUGAUCUUUGGAAUGUGCUGCUUGAUCUGGAGAUUAGGAAUGGUGACGCGGAGCAGGUUAGAAGGCUGUUCGAAAGAGUUUUGGGCCUGGGGCAUGGCAUUGCUGCGGAUGGGACCGAAACUGGGCCCAAGAAGUUGAAGGAUAAACAAGCCAAAUUCUUUUUUAAGAAGUGGCUGGCGUUUGAGGAGAAGGUUGGUGGCGGGAAUGAGAAAAUGGUGGAUGAGGUUAAGGCGCGGGCUGCAGCGUAUGUGAGGGAUAUUAAGGGGGGGUAG
Messenger RNA from Paracoccidioides lutzii Pb01, 5448 nucleotides. RefSeq names its product rRNA biogenesis protein RRP5. The record is from RefSeq and is a predicted model, not a curated record. Bases 1 to 5448 code for a protein of 1815 amino acids. Gene Ontology annotation, molecular function: protein binding; RNA binding. Gene Ontology annotation, cellular component: nucleolus; small-subunit processome. Gene Ontology annotation, biological process: rRNA processing. The transcript is spliced from 3 exons.